CCUCCCCUUCCCUCCCCGCGCCGCCGCGGCCGCCUCCCUCCCUCCUUCCCUCCCGCGGGAUCCCGGCUCCUGCGUCCGUCGGUCGGCCGGGCAGUGUGUCCGCGCGCGCGCGGCGCCCCGGGGCCCCACAGGGUAAGGGCACGGAAGCGGGACCGCGGCCCCCUCCCACUCCGGGGGGAGCCCGGGAGGCGGCGGUGCCGACGCGCGGGCGGAGGAGCAGGCAGAGCGGAGGUCGCGAGCACGAGUGGGGUGGGGCGUGCCCACGGCCCCCGCCCCCCUCGCUCCCCUCGGCCCCCCGCCCAGCUCCAGAGCCGCAGCCCCGGGGCCCUCGGGCCGGGGGUCCGCGCUGUGCUCUCCUGCUGUGUUCUGCGACCACCCAGGCCUUCCAGGACACUGCUGUGGAGAGGGGACAGGGGGACAGGGCCGACCCUGCAGCAGGAGCCGUCGGGGAGGGGCGGACCGAGGCUGGGCAAGCCGCCCCGCAGAAGCUGAGCGCGGGGUCUGGGACGCAGUGGGAGCGCAGAGUGCCGGUGAGCGCCGCAGCGAGCAAGCGCAGGCUGGGGCCCGGCUCCUGGGUGACAGGCCCUGCCUGGCGGGGUGAAGAGGGCUGGAGACUGGACCUAGCCCAGGGGCUGAGCAUCGGCGGCACCGGCAUCGAGGAGCCCCUGUCCUCCCGGCCUAGGGGAGACACCUGCUGUGGCCGCAUCCCUCAUCUGAGACAGCCCCGCCGCCAAGGGGCCCUGGCGCCUGGAUCUGCACUCGGGCUCCUUUGACUGAGGCCUCCAGGCCUGGGCAGGACCGACCUUGCUGCCCGCCUGCUCCCCGCCACCGGAGUGGGGCCCGGGGCGGUGGCAGCAGCCAUGUCACGGCCAGGCCAGGGCGUGAUGGUGCCCGUGUCCGGGCUGGGCUUCCCCCCGCAGAACGUGGCCCGGGUGGUGGUGUGGGAGUGGCUGAAUGAGUACAGCCGCUGGCGGCCCUACACGGCCACCGUGUGCCACCACAUUGAGAACGUGCUCAAGGAGGAUGCCCGGGGCUCCGUGGUCCUGGGGCAGGUGGACGCCCAGCUGGUACCCUACAUCAUUGACCUGCAGUCCAUGCACCAGUUUCGCCAGGACACAGGUGAGUCUGCUCCUACCGGCCCCAUCCCCGCGGCCGCCACCGAAGGGGGCUGGGUGCUGAGAUGCCACCCAGCACCCCAGGAGGAGGGGGCUGCAGACCGGAGCUGCAGCCUCCUCGCCCCACCCCCACCCCCAGGGACAAGGGACAAUCCCGCCACGGCCCAGUUAAGACCUGGGUUCCAGUGCAGCAUCUUAGAUGAAUUGCUGCUGGCCGCCCGCCGAGACCCCCCAGGCAGGGAGAAGCGCCUGGAAACCCGCGGGGGCUGGCAGGGGAACGCUGCUGGGCGGGGGGGGACCAGCUCCCACUUCACCCAGGAGCAGAAGCUUGGCAGGAAAGCAGCGCUCGUCCCCACUCGCUCCAGCGGCGUGAGCGCGCGCGCCUCCAUCCCGCCGGGGGUCCCUGCGCUCCCGGUGAAGAACUUGAACGGUACGGGGCCGGUGCACCCGGCCCUGGCAGGCAUGACCGGGAUCCUGCUGUGCGCCGCGGGGCUGCCCGUGUGCCUGACGCGGGCGCCCAAGCCCAUCCUGCACCCGCCGCCCGUGAGCAAGAGCGACGUGAAGCCGGUGCCCGGCGUGCCGGGCGUGUGCCGCAAGACCAAGAAGAAGCACCUCAGGAAGAGGCCCUGAGCACCCCAACCCCGGAAAGAAGUUCACAGCCAGAGGCUUCCCGCGCCACUGCUAUCUGCCCAACAACGAGAAGGGGCGCAAGGUCUUGCGGCUGCUCAUCACCGCCUGGGAGCGCCGGCUCAUCUUCACCAUCGGCACGUCCAACACCACGGGCGAGUCGGACACCGUGGUGUGGAACGAGAUCCACCACAAGACCGAGUUCGGCUCCAACCUCACGGGCCACGGCUACCCGGACGCUAGCUACCUGGACAACGUGCUGGCCGAGCUCACGGCCCAGGGUGUGUCGGAGGCUGCGGCCAAGGCCUGAGGCCCCAGGCGGCCUGCCUGCCCUCCUGCUUCGCCCCCGGCCCGGCUCAGGGCGGGGGAGCAGCCUGCAGAAGCCGUAGGAACGCUCACGACGCGCGGGGACAGCGGGGGAGGUCGGGCCGCAGAGAGUUCCAGAAGCCACAGCAGCCUCCCUGCUGGGGGGACAGCGUCCCACCCCCUCACACAUGCGCACGCACACCCACGUGCCUCGAUGGACCCCAAGCUGGGGGCGAAGACAGACGCCCCCCCCCAUAACCGAGGGUUCUCAUCUCUGUCCUGACUUGGCGCCUGCGUGGCUUCCCGGGAGGGAAACAGAUCUGGGGAGCCCGGCCCAUCCCUCCCCCCCAGCCACCUCCGCAUGGGGGCGGGAGGGCGAGGCCUCCUGCUGUGCGCGUGUCUUCGUCUGUCUGGGACCCUGACUCCACUCCCAUCACCAGGCCUUAUUCCGUCCCAGGUAAGGGCACCUGCUCUCCCCCCCACCCCUCCUCCAGCCACAGCAGCCAGAGGAGGGGCCCACUUUAGUCCAGAGUGGAUGUUGAAGGGUCAACCUCCCUCUCCUUGGGAGUGGGCAGCGGGUGGCUGAUGGUCUGCGGCCAACCAGGGGCCUGUUGCCCCGGCAACUCACCAGCUCCGCCUCUGUCGAUUGGCUGCCAAGAUUUAAAGGGACGCCAGCGACUGCUCUCUUGAAAACCUACCAGUCCCACUGUGGGCGGAGAAAUAAAUGGUCUUUCUCCUCCUCA
Molecule: messenger RNA, 2791 nt
Organism: Oryctolagus cuniculus (rabbit)
Lineage: Eukaryota; Metazoa; Chordata; Mammalia; Lagomorpha; Leporidae
Source: RefSeq, a predicted model, not a curated record